Messenger RNA from Limanda limanda (common dab), 4610 nucleotides. It is a transcript of the gene rbl1, whose product is annotated as retinoblastoma-like 1 (p107). Gene Ontology annotation, molecular function: RNA polymerase II transcription regulatory region sequence-specific DNA binding. Gene Ontology annotation, biological process: cell differentiation; negative regulation of G1/S transition of mitotic cell cycle; regulation of transcription by RNA polymerase II. NCBI's taxonomy places the organism in Eukaryota, Metazoa, Chordata, Actinopteri, Pleuronectiformes, Pleuronectidae. Gene Ontology annotation, cellular component: chromatin; nucleus; transcription regulator complex. The record is from RefSeq and is a predicted model, not a curated record. The coding region runs from base 134 to 3334 and encodes 1066 amino acids. The transcript has 22 exons.
CCGAGCUGAAACAGGAAGCUGGAGGUUGACGCGGCGCCGUGUUUUCCAGGAUUUAAACUCCCGAGGGCGGAUUCCACUUCCCGAACCUCGGUCCGAACCGGUCCCGGAGGUUCCCCGGAGGCUCCCCGGACCCAUGCGGGGCGAAGAGGCGUCGGAGCCGGGCAGGAUGGAGGAGCGCUCGGUCCGCAGGAGCCUGGAGGUUCUGUGUCAGGAGCUGAACAUGGACGAGCAGACCGCGGCCGCCGCCAUGGACAACUUCACCGCCAUCUGGGACACCUACACCCUGGAGGGCGACGUGGUGCACUGGUUGGCCUGCUCCCUGUACGCAGCCUGCAGGAAGGGAUCCACUCCCACGGUGGGGAAGGGGCUGAUGGAGGGAAACUGUGUCUCUCUCACCAGGAUCCUUCGCUCCUCCAAACUCAGUCUGAUCCAGUUCUUCUCGAAGAUGAGGAAGUGGGCCGACAUGUCCAACCUCACGCAGAACUUCCGGCUGCGCAUGGAGCAGCUGGAGCGAAACUUCGAGGUUUCCACGGUGAUCUUCCGCAAGUUUGAGCCCAUCUUCAUGGACAUGUUUCAGAACCCACAGGGGGCCGAGCCGCCGCGGCAGCCACGCAGCAGGAAACACAGGCGGCUGCCGUGUCACAUCAGUGAUGUGUUCAAGUUCUGCUGGACGUUGUUCGUCUACACUAAAGGUAACUUCCGGAUGAUCGGCGAUGACCUGGUGAACUCGUACCACCUGCUGCUCUGCUGCCUGGACCUGGUGUUUGGAAACGCUCUGCUCUGCGCCAACAGGAAGGACCUGAUCAACCCCACGUUCAGAGGUCUUCCUGCUCUCUACCGCGCCGACGGCCACGUGUCCGGGGACGAGCCCCCCCCGUGUGUGCUGGAGCGGUUGUGUGAGCUGCACGACGGACUGGUGGUGGAGGCCAAAGGCAUCAAGCAGCACUACUUCAAACCCUACAUUCAGAAGCUGCUGCAGAAACGGAUCCUCAGAGGGAACGCAGAGCUUUUAACAGAACUCUUGGAUCCUCAGAACUUCAUUGAUAACAAUAAAGCCAUAAAUAAAGAGUAUGAGGAGUACGUGUUGACGGUGGGAGAUUUCGAUGAGCGAGUGUUCCUCGGAGCCGAUGCCGAUGAGGAAAUCGGAACGCCGAGGAAGAUCGUUCAGGAGCCGUCCGCCAGCCACACGAGCAAUCAGAAGCAGCUGCAGCAGCAUGUGGAGAAGUCCGGCUCCCUCGCCCCCUCCACGCCUCUGACUGGACGCGUCUACCUGAAGGAGAAGGACCUGCUCGUCACGCCCGUCUCCUCGGCAACGCAGAGCGUCAGCCGGCUGCAGAGCAUGGUGGCCGGGCUGAGGACAGCCCCCAGCGACCACCUGAUGCAAAUCUUCAAGUCGUGCUCCAGAGAUCCCACAGCCUCCAUACUGUCCCGAGUGAAGACGCUGGGACAAGCCUUCAAAGAACAUUACACCCGAGACUCGGAGGACACACCCGGAUCUCAUAUAGACUUUGCAGAGAACCGCCUGAAGCUGGCUGAGAUCCUCUACUACAAGAUUUUGGAGAACGUCAUGGUUCCGGAGACCAAACGGCUGCAGGGCAAAGACAUGAGUGUGCUGUUGGAGCAGGACAUCUUCCACUGCUCCCUGAUGGGCUGUUGUCUGGAGGUGGUGCUGUUCUCCUACAGCUCCCACAGAACCUUCCCGUGGAUCAUCAGCGUCCUCAAACUGGCCCCGUUCUACUUCUUUAAGGUGAUCGAGGUGUUUAUCCGCUCCGAGGAAGGUCUGUCCAGAGACAUGGUGAAACAUCUGAACUCCAUUGAGGAGCAGGUUCUGGAGAGCAGAGCGUGGACCGGGGACUCGGCUCUGUGGAGCGCCCUGCAGGCUGCUGGGAGCAAGGUCCCCACAGUGGAGGAGGUGAAUUUUUCCUCCAGCCUCGACACGGGUUCUGGUUUAGGUUCUGGAUCCACCGUUGGAGCUCAGUCCCACCUGCCGCUGGUCGCCCUCUCUCCCAUCAUCCACCCACGCAUCAGGGAGUUCAGAUCGGGUCUGGGCAGCAUCCGCAAAGACGUGCCUCCGUCUCCUCUGUCGGUCCACGACCGGUACAGCUCUCCUGCAGCCGGCAGCGCCAAGCGCCGUCUGUUUGGAGACGACCCCCCGACCCUGGCGUCGGGGCUGAAUCCCGGCUUGAGCCCGAUGUCGUCUCCGGCCAAAAGGUUGACGUUCGGCUCGAGUGGAACCCUGAAGAUCGGAGGCCAGGUGACGCCCACCACUCUCCUCAGUCUCCCGCUGCAAGGUCUGAGUAAUGAGUGCACCAUCAGGCUGAUCCCGGUCCAGCCGUGCGACUCCUCUGGCACCGUCACUGCUCGGUUCCUGCUCACCGCCUCCCCGAGCAGGAUCUCCGCCCCCUUGCCCACGACCUCUGACCCCCAGGCGGGAAGUGGACGACCACGGCGCACCGGGUCGCUCGCUCUGUUCUUCAGGAAGGCGUAUCACCUGGCCAGCGUUCGUCUGAGGGACUUGUGCGCGAGGUUGGACAUCUCCUCCGAGCUGCGGGGGAAGAUCUGGACGUGUUUCGAACACGCUCUGGUUCACUGCACCGACCUGAUGAAGGACCGACACCUCGACCAGCUGCUGCUCUGCAGCGUCUACAUUAUUUCCAAGAUCACCAAAGAGACUCACACCUUCCAGGACAUCAUGAAGUGUUACCGCAGCCAACCACAGGCCAGCAGCCACGUGUACCGCAGUGUGUUGCUGCAACACAGAGAACCCAGAGAGCAGGUAGCUGACGAGAACAUGGAGGUGGAUCCGGUCUCUGGUGGCGAAUCUGCCGAGAAAACCAAUCCGGUGUCAGGGGAAGCAGACUCCGACCAAUCAGGCGAGGAGGAGCGUGGUGACCUCAUUCAGUUCUACAACACUGUGUUUGUCCUGAAGAUGAAAAGCUUCGCUCUGCGAUACGCCACCCACGACAACCGGGCGGACGCUCCUCCUCUCUCUCCGUUCCCGUCGGUCCGGGCUCAGCCGCUCUCUCCUCGUCGGAUCUCUCAGAGACACUCGCUCUACGUGUCGCCGCACAAGAACUCCGCAGGAUGCCUCACGCCCAACUCCUACACGUACAGGAUCAACAGCAGCCCGUCCAAGGAGUUGUCAGACAUCAACCGGAUGAUCCGACAGGGCUGCGUGAGCAGGAAGCGCGCCUUCACCAUGGAAGGGGACGUGAUGAUGUCAUCGGCGGUGUGCGACUCCCCCAGCAAGAGGGCGUGUCCGGAGAACGGCAGCAGCCCGGACGUGCUGCUGAAGCGGCUGCAGGACGUGGUGUCCGAGCGGCAGAGUCGCUGACCGAUGAAAACCUGGAAAAUGGCCGUAUUGCUCCUUUUAAUAACGGACGCUUGUUAAUCUCUGACCUGUACGUGUAAAUAUUAUGACCUGAGGGUCAGCGAGCCGCUUCAACAUUCAAACCAUUUGGUUUUAUCAAAAGCUAAUUUUUAAUUUCCGCCUCACGACCUCUGAAUCUUGGGCUUGGACACCAGUGAUAUAAUGAUGGAGAAAAGAACAGUCUCCGAAACAUGUUUGCGUCAUUUUAGCUGAAAAGAAUUCUUGAAAGAUGAAAACACAACCAACUUCAUUUUAACACAAUCAUAAUUUUCUUACAUACACAACUCUGAUGUGUAAACCCUAAAAAAAAUCCGAUAUCCAAUGAAGAUAUUUUCAGUUUUACACACAAAAGAAAUUCUGAUAACUCCGUGUUAGUUUCAUUGAAGAAUGUUUUCUCGCCCGAGUCUGAAAAGCUUCAUGUGUUUGUUCCACAGUUUCAUUUAAUCUGGUUAGAUUUGGAUUCACAAUGUAAUAAUUUUCUGUGAUUGAUCCAAAAAUCAAAACUAUCCCCAAAGAGGUUCAGACUGAACUGAAAAGUCUGAAGAUCUGAAUCAAACGUGGACGUUAAAAAAAGCACAAACUGGUUGAGUUUUUAUUCACAGAUGAAUUUUUACGGCUGAAACGGAUUUGAAAGCGGAUUCGAUCCUUUAACUAAUGUAAAUAGUUUCCUUUAACAAGACAAAUCAAGCUUUAUUGUACAUUUUCCAGUCAGAAUAAGUUUUUCCUACAUUAUCUGCCGACGUCUCUGCUGUCGGUGGAGAUUUCAAUGCAGAGGAAACGUUUUCCUUCUUUUACUAGGUUUAUGGUUAUGAAUUGUUGUGUUAUUCUUGUAUACGUCCUUAUUCUGUGGGUUGAAUAUAAUAACAGGUUGAAUGCUGACAACGAGAGUGCUGGACUGAAGCAGCGUCUUUCAACCGCACUGUGUAGUAUCUACACUCAAAUUUAAUUUAACAUUUUAUUGAAUUCAUCGAUGAAACAGCACUGCUGUUGCAAGUCAGUCUCUGCAGCUUCAAACGUUAACACCUGUGUAGCCGCUCUGCUCCAAGCAAAGGGAGAGGUUCAGCAAAAAUGUAACAUCUCUUUGUAAAAUGUAAAUUAAAAGUGUUUUUUUAGCUCGGAUGGAAGAGGAUCUGUCAUCGGGACCCGGGUCUGUUCUCUUCUCUGAGUCUUUUCAAAGACGUUUGUAUUUUCUACAAACUGUUAAAUUUUUGUACAAUAAAACUGAGCUGUGUUAAUUCAA